AUGCAAGCCAUUCGCCUCCAUCCCGCUCCGCCCGAAACCACACCCUAUUCACCAUCCAAUCCAGCGCCAUCUACCGCCCUUCAGCUGGACCAUGAUAUCUCCAUUCCAGUGCCCUCCGAACCCGGGGAGCUUCUUAUCCGCGUCAAAGCCACGACCGUCGUUCGUGAUAUGCUCAGCUGGCCCGAAACCUACGCGCACGAGUACGCUAUCCCAGGCAACGACGUCGCCGGCAUUGUGACGGAAGUCUUCUCGUCAGUGAGCAAGUUCAAGCCCGGCGACGAGGUCUUCGGCAUGGCAAACGCAGAUCGCGCGGCCACGUGGGCCGAAUACACCAUCGUCAAAGAGGGUGAAGUAGCCCGGAAAAUGGACACAUUGACGUUUGCACAGGCCGCAGCAUUACCCCUCAGCGCACAAACUGCCUAUGAGGCCCUAUUCGAGCACGCGCGGAUCCCCCGCCCCACGGUGGAGGAGUUUCUUUCCCGGCCCUCGACGAGGAAAGACCACCGCGUGCUGAUUACCGGCGCUGCAGGUGCGGUGGGCGUGUAUCUCGUGCAGCUUGCGGCAGCAUCCGGGGUACAUGUCGUCGCCGCUAGCAGUUCUAAUGCGCGCAAUGGAGAGUUUCUCAGGAGCCUGGGGGCCGACGAGAUCGUGGAGUAUAGUAUGCUGGACAGGCAUAUGGGACAAUUCGAUGUCAUUAUUGAUGUGGUUGGCGGGGAGGUGUUAGCAAACUGUUGGGCUUAUGUUGCGGAGACGGGUGUGCUGAUCUCGGUGGAUUCAGCGAGCUUCAACUUUGUUGAGGAGCAUGAGAAGCGUGGGCUGCGGAAGGUCGGGGUGCAUGCUCUGUUCUUCAUCGUCAAAGGCAGUCCGGAUGCGUUGCGUUAUAUUGCUGAACUGGCGCAUGCCGGGGCCAUCCGCCCUUUCGUGGCGGACGUAUACCCCCUUGCAAGAGCACGAGAGGCGUACGAUCUUGCGAAUGGGAGGUUCUAUGCGCGUGGAAAAGUCAUCAUUGCUGUUUGA
Molecule: messenger RNA, 1017 nt
Organism: Penicillium maclennaniae
Lineage: Eukaryota; Fungi; Ascomycota; Eurotiomycetes; Eurotiales; Aspergillaceae
Product: NADP-dependent oxidoreductase
Exons: 1
Coding region: 1-1017 (338 amino acids)
Molecular function (GO): oxidoreductase activity
Source: RefSeq, a predicted model, not a curated record